UUGAGUUCUUGCUUCAACCUUAUCUUUCGGGAGAAGCCCUUUCAAGUCUUGUUCAUUUAGUUCCUAACGCCUUCUUGAUUCUGUCACCUUUCGUCAAUACAAUCAGUUUUGGAUAUAAUAUUUGCAACUUAUUCAACGUUCAACGAACCUUGAUCACUGCAAUUCCUUCUUUUCCUUUAGCGUGUAUAUUUUCAGUAUGUCUAAUCAGCGACAAGACUGGCACCAUAGUGGUGCUUCUUGUUGUACACCAUUCGGUACAUGUCUACUGUCUUGGUGCUGUCCAUGCAUCACGUACGGCCGUACCCAUCAUCGCGUGAGGUUUGAUGGAAGCAUGCAGGGCUAUUCUUGCUGUAACGGCCAUUGUAUGGCCUUCACAGGGCUAGCCUGUCUUGGCCUGUCCUUCAUUCUGCCUAUGAUCCAACGAGGAGAUAUCCGCGCUAAAUACCAUCUUUCUGGAAAUGGAUGCAAGGACUGCCUCUGCGCCUGCUGCUGCCAGCCUUGCGAUCUUACACAGCAGGACAAGGAAGUUGCUUGGCGUGAAGACCACAAGACUGGAAUUGCCCAGCAGCCCCAGCAGCACGCCCCGAUGCAAUACCAGAAACAACCACAGGACACGUAUGGACAACAUCCGCAGCAGUUUCAACAGCAUCCACAACAGUACCACCCACAGGGCCAUUGAUUGAGACUAGAUAAGAUGGAAGGGGCUAAAAAAAAAGGGUGAGAAACAGGAGGUAUUUCCGGUAUGGUUGAAACAAUUUACAGAGGAUUGCAAAUUGCUAUUGUAGAAGGUACUGGUGAAUUCGGUCUUGGAGUGAUACCAUUUUAUUUUCAG
Molecule: messenger RNA, 832 nt
Organism: Lindgomyces ingoldianus
Lineage: Eukaryota; Fungi; Ascomycota; Dothideomycetes; Pleosporales; Lindgomycetaceae
Product: PLAC8-domain-containing protein
Exons: 3
Coding region: 197-679 (160 amino acids)
Source: RefSeq, a predicted model, not a curated record